AUGCUCUCAGCCGAAUUAUGUCGCGUGUGCGGCAGUGAUGCUGUGUCUUCCGAUCUCACUAGCAUAUUUUUAAAGCGCGAAAACGUGGACUGCAUCGCCGACAUGAUUGUGGAACUGUCCGGUUUGUUGGUCACAGCUAACGACCGGCUACCGCAGCACUGUUGUACCGUUUGCCAAGCCGAUCUUACGACGGCCAUCAACGUUCGUCGCCGAUGUCUUGAAAUGGACAAGAAAUUCCGUAUCUCACUGCCAAGGGUCGCAAAAGGAACAAGGCAAGAAGUGCCUUUUGAGACUGACAAACAAACCGACCACUCUCUCGGAGGUAUUGAAGCAACAAAAGGUGAAGAUGGCAAUUUAGAUAAACAAUGCUGCGGGUGCUCGGAGAGUUUUAACAGCGAGGAGGAACUGAGGGCACAUUCGGAGAAAACGCACGCACUCGAACCACCUCCGUCGACUGAAGGGCGCCCCUUCCAAUGCGGUAUCUGCUACCGUUGGUUUAAAUCGGCCCGUGGCGUUCUAGAGCACCGGAGCGACAGGCGUAACCGACGCUACCAGUGCGCGACCUGUGGCCAGCGAUUCAGUAGGCCUUCGCGGCUCGUCGUACACGAAAAUCUCCAUUCCAAAGCAAAGGCAUUUCCUUGCGACCUGUGCGGUGAAAAGUUUCACAAUCCCUAUGCCCGGCGCGUGCACAUCAGAAAGAGCCACGACACCGUUAAGGGCGGGCCUGUAACCACGGGCAACGAGUGCCAACAGUGUGGUAAAUCGUUUCGUUCGGCGAGCUACUUGAAAAGUCACCAAAAACUGCACGCCACCGAAGCGCCCCACAAAUGUACGGUAUGUGGCGCUCAGUUUAAGCUGCCAGUGUAUCUGAAGUGGCACAUGAAAAUUCACAGUGGAACGUACAGCUGCAAUCACUGCAACCUCUCCUUCAAGGGACCAUUCGAUCUGCGGGAACACCAGAACCGCCAUAUUGGCUACAAGGGCUUCGUUUGUACAAGUUGUGAUAAAAACUUCUACAGCAAAAAAGAGCUCAACAAACACGAACGGCGUACACACGAGCGAAAGCCAAAGGCGGCCAAAAGCUGA
Messenger RNA from Anopheles bellator, 1086 nucleotides. RefSeq names its product zinc finger protein 37 homolog. Bases 1 to 1086 code for a protein of 361 amino acids. The transcript is spliced from 3 exons. Gene Ontology annotation, molecular function: DNA-binding transcription factor activity, RNA polymerase II-specific; zinc ion binding; RNA polymerase II transcription regulatory region sequence-specific DNA binding. Gene Ontology annotation, cellular component: nucleus. The record is from RefSeq and is a predicted model, not a curated record. Lineage: Eukaryota; Metazoa; Arthropoda; Insecta; Diptera; Culicidae. Gene Ontology annotation, biological process: regulation of transcription by RNA polymerase II.